GAACGUGAAGAGGGGAGUAGGUGAAGUACGAAUUUUGUUGGAAGGAAGUCAAACUGAAAUUGAUGUCAUUCAAAAAUAAGGCCCUUUGGGCUGAAAAGGACAAUGGAGGUUUACCUGAUGAUCAGGUAUCCUAUGACAAUCCUUCCAAAAUAGAAUCCAAGCGCCAAUAUAAUUGGCUUUUCGAUCUUACGGAAGCGGAUCUCUUUCCAAGUAAGAAGCAGGCUAUAGAUACAACAGACAGCAGAUCGUAUCCAGGAGUUUUGACUGCAAAUGUUCCUCCUUGGGAAAAUGGUACAAAUUUUGAACCAGGAACUGGCCAGCAAUUCAGUGACCGAGUGUUUGGUUCGGAACCUGCUAGGGAUGUCAGCUUUGAUGAAAGCAAUGUGCAUUCAACUGGUUCAGAUAACCUAAAUAUGGGAAGAAGUGUGGAGGAUCCAUUCAGAAAUGAUGCUUCUGUUGCUUUGUCCAUGUCCCAGGAUUAUAAUGUUUCUUCACUUAACUAUGGUGGAAUUAGAAGAGUUAAAAUUAACCAGGUCAAUGAAUCUGGCGAUGGGAUGCCCUUAUCAAUGGUUCAUGCCUAUCUUCACAAGGAUGAUAACAUCUCUGUGCCUCCACCUGAGAGUUAUCAGACGAAGGAGUCCAGCAAUGAUAUUCCUGUAUCCAUGUACCAUUCGAUGUCUCACUAA
Messenger RNA from Papaver somniferum (opium poppy), 686 nucleotides. RefSeq lists its product as uncharacterized. The record is from RefSeq and is a predicted model, not a curated record. The transcript has 3 exons. NCBI's taxonomy places the organism in Eukaryota, Viridiplantae, Streptophyta, Magnoliopsida, Ranunculales, Papaveraceae. The coding region runs from base 63 to 686 and encodes 207 amino acids.